AUGCCUGGCGAAGUUAUCUCCGAACCAAAUCCGAAACCGCAGCCUUCACAUCUGCCUGACUAUGUGGAGAAAUUGAGCGUGAAAUUGGAUCAUGAAAACAAAGUUCUAGAUCAGGAUGUUUGUGAUUCUUUGCUCAAAUUUCGCCGAGCUGCUUCAUACAUCGCCGCAGCGAUGAUCUUUCUCGACAAAAACACUUCGUUAAAAGAAGACCUAACAUUCGACCAUAUCAAACCUCGGCUACUUGGCCACUGGGGAACAUGCCCCGGGCUCAUCUUGGUCUACUCCCACCUAAACUACUUGAUCCGGAAAACGAAUUUGGAUAUGUUGUACGUUGUUGGCCCAGGGCAUGGUGCACCGGCAAUAUUGGCCGCAUUGUGGUUAGAGGGUUCACUGGAGAGAUUUUAUCCCCAUUACUCGCGCAACAGCCAAGGUCUACACAACCUUAUCUCGAAUUUCAGCACACCAUCUGGAUUCCCCAGUCAUAUCAACGCCGAAACCCCCGGUGUUAUCCAUGAAGGAGGAGAGCUUGGCUAUGCUCUCGCUGUGUCCUUUGGAGCAGUUAUGGAUAAGCCUGACCUGAUUGUGCCCUGUAUAGUGGGUGACGGAGAGGCCGAAUCCGGUCCAACCGCUGCGUCCUGGCAUGCAAUCAAGUAUAUUGAUCCCAAAGAGUCGGGCGCAGUCUUGCCGAUCUUGCACGUGAAUGGCUUUAAGAUUAGCGAGCGUACUAUCUUCGGAUGCAUGGACAAUAAGGAGCUUGUGGCGCUUUUCAGUGGAUAUGGUUACCAGGUUCGAAUUGUGGAGGAUAUUAAUGAUAUUGAUACAGAUCUACACUGCUCUAUGGUUUGGGCCGUCGAGGAGAUUCAAAAGAUUCAGAACGCUGCGCGCUCUGGAAAUCCGAUUCUCAAGCCGAGGUGGCCGAUGCUGGUCUUACGGACCCCUAAGGGUUGGUCUGGGCCAAAAAAGCUCCAUGGUAAAUUCAUUGAGGGCUCUUUCCAUUCUCACCAAGUUCCUUUGCCAAAAGCAAAAACCGACCAGGAGGAACUCGGUCUCUUGCAGAAAUGGCUUUCUGACUAUAAACCACAAGAGCUAUUCACUUCGGACGGUGAUAUCAUUGACGACAUCAAAUCUGUGAUUCCCAUUGAUGAUGCUAAGAAGCUUGGUCAGCGCAUUGAGAGCUACAAUAGUUAUGUCGCCCCCAAUCUGCCAGAUUGGAGGACCUUCAGUGUUCAGAAAGGCUCCAACGAAAGUGCCAUGAAAUCAAUCGGCAGCCUCAUCAAUCAGACAUUCAAGAACAAUCCAAAUAGUGUGCGGCUAUUCUCGCCAGAUGAGCUGGAGAGUAACAAACUUGAUGCUGUAUUUGAUUCCACUAAUCGCAACUUCCAGUGGGAUGAAUUCGCCAAUGCACGCGGUGGCCGUGUAAUUGAAGUUCUCAGCGAGCACAUGUGUCAGGGAUUUAUGCAGGGCUAUACUUUGACUGGCCGCAUUGGCAUUUUCCCGUCAUAUGAGAGCUUCCUUGGUAUCAUUCACACCAUGAUGGUGCAAUAUUCCAAGUUCAUCAAAAUGGCGCUAGAAACAGAAUGGCAUUCUGGGUUCAGCAGCAUCAACUACAUCGAAACGAGCACCUGGACGCGCCAAGAACACAACGGGUUCUCCCAUCAAAACCCAUCAUUCAUCGGUUCGGUGUUGAAGCUGAAACCAACUGCAGCUCGCGUUUAUUUGCCACCAGAUGCGAAUACUUUCCUCUCGACUUUGCAUCACUGUUUAGGGUCGAAGAACUAUAUCAAUCUGAUGGUAGGCGCCAAGCAACCAACCCCGGUGUACCUGAGCCCUGAAGAAGCCGAGAACCACUGUCGCGCAGGCGCAUCGGUUUGGAAGUUCUGCAGCACAGAUGACGGGAUCAAACCGGAUGUCGUGCUGGUUGGCAUCGGUGUCGAGUUGAUGUUUGAAGUAAUUGCCGCUGCUGCACUGCUGCGUAAGCUUGCGCCAGAGCUGCGAGUGUGUGUGGUGAAUGUCACUGAUCUGAUGAUCCUCGAAAAUGAGGGCCUGCAUCCACACUCCCUGUCCACCGAGGCAUUUGACGCACUCUUCACUCCGGACAAGCCUAUUCACUUCAACUACCACGGCUAUCCAAAUGAGCUUCAGGGAUUGCUUUUCGGACGCCCGCGUCUUGACCGCAUUUCUGUUGCGGGCUAUAUCGAAGAGGGUAGUACCACCACUCCUUUCGAUAUGAUGCUUGUCAAUCGUGUCUCUCGUUUCCACGUUGCUCUGAGUGCUGUUCAAGGAGCUGCCAAGGUCAAUGAGAAGAUCCGGGUUCGUCAGCAGGAGUUGAAGGCUGAGAUUGAAACCGAGAUCGUCGAGAUCAAGAAGUAUAUUAUGGCAAACCACAAAGAUCCUGAUGAUGCCUAUGAUACACCGAAAUUUAACUAG
This is a messenger RNA of Penicillium soppii, 2427 nucleotides long. Its product is annotated as putative phosphoketolase. The record is from RefSeq and is a predicted model, not a curated record. The transcript is spliced from 8 exons. Gene Ontology annotation, biological process: carbohydrate metabolic process. NCBI's taxonomy places the organism in Eukaryota, Fungi, Ascomycota, Eurotiomycetes, Eurotiales, Aspergillaceae. Gene Ontology annotation, molecular function: aldehyde-lyase activity. Bases 1 to 2427 code for a protein of 808 amino acids.